GGCCAGCAGUGACAGCCGAGCUCCCCUGAAAGGAGCUGUUGAGGAGGCUGGAUAGGGUUGCGACCCCAGGUGCGGAUGGACCAGAGCAGCUGACUGGGGAGACAUCCGCAGAGAUGGAGGCAUGGGAGGGUUAGGUGCAGAGGGCAGCAGACUCUUAGAGAAUACUCAUAGUGGAAGAGAAGAGGUCCGAUCUAAAAGGUCAAGGUUGAGUGAGGACAGAGCUAAGAGCUCAGAUUUUAGCCAAGUGGGUGACCUCUGAAAGCCCGGCUGCAGUGAGGAAACCAAGGCCCAAGGUCAUGCAGGGAGUGAGUGGAGGAAAUGCGGGACUUUAAAACCCAGAAAGUAAGAUCUUAUGUCCUACAAGGUUGGGGGCAAUGUUCAGAUAUCAGGAAGAAUGGAGUAGGGACGCUUGCCUGUGUGGCUGUCCUGUGAACUCAGGAGCCUCGCCGGUCCCUUUUUGUUUGUAGGAAUCAGAACAGGAGCUCUCCGAUUCUGUUUAGGUUUGGGGUUUGUUUGUUUUCUCUGAGUUGGAUCUCAUGAAGCAGCCGGUAGAAGUGGAAAUGUGUUUUGGAAUAUAUCAGCCUUGUAGAGUUGUUGGCUUUUUUUAAAACAAUAUUACUUCUAUCAAAUCCCAGGUGGCAGGUUGUCAUAUGAUUCCUGGAAAUUUUAUCAUGGCACCUAGUAUUUUCAGCAUAUUCUUACUUAGAACUUCAUAAGGGGCUUCAUUCUUCUGUUUUAAUGUCCUGACGUGAAAUGAAAGCUGCAGCAUUGGGCUGAACCACUUAGUAUGGGCCACAGAGGGAACCUAUCUGAGUGACCAUUGGACUCACUUCAACUUGGCCUUGGCCUCUCCUUCCUGUAUACCUGCCCCUGUGAAACUAAAAGUUAGGGACUUUGGCAGGGAUGGGGAGGGAGACAGACAGACCUGGGUCCCAUUUGCCAAGUAUACGGCCCAAGAAAUAGCCAGUCCUCAUCUGCUCAGCUUCUACUUUGAGCCUUUUGGUGAGAUUCUGACAUCCUUUAGUUUUUUACAAAUCAGUUCAGUUCAGCCAACAUCAAGAGCUCACUGAGGGUCAGUAAGGCUCUGUCCUCCCAGAGUUUACAUUCAGUUUGGGAGUUACAGCGUGUGGACAGGUGAGCCAAUACCAGGAAGGGAGAACUCGGACAAAGAGCUCCAGGAAAACGUGAGAUGGGAGCGCUCGGAACUGGGCAUCAGGAAAGAGUCUUCAUGGAAGAGGCAGCUCACGAGUGGCCUAAAAGGACAGUUAUUUCAGAUGCUUCCCAUGUCCAACGCAGAGAAGCCAGGAUUCCAGCUCGACCGGACCUUAGCCCAUAGGAAAGGACGUCGUUUAGGAUAUAUGGAGUCUGGGAGUCAUUCUUUUCAUGUUGGUGUGUGGGCAGCCCCCCUUUCAAGAAGCAAAUGACAGCGAAACUUUGACGAUGAUUAUGGACUGCAAAUACACAGUGCCGUCACACGUUUCCAAAGAGUGUAAAGACCUGAUUACUCGGAUGCUGCAGAGGGACCCCAAGCGAAGAGCUUCCUUGGAGGAAAUUGAGACGCACGCCUGGCUCCAAGGCGUCGACCCGUCCCCGGCCACCAAGUACAACAUCCCCCUGGUUUCCUACAAAAACCUUUCCGAGGAGGAGCACAACAGCAUCAUUCAGCGCAUGGUUCUUGGCGACAUAGCUGACCGAGAGAGCAUCGUUGAGGCCCUGGAGACCAACAAGUACAAUCACAUCACGGCCACCUACUUCCUGCUGGCCGAGAGGAUCCUGAGGGAGAAGCAGGAGAAGGAGAUUCAGACGAGGUCGGCCAGUCCCAGUAACAUCAAAGCCCAGUUCAGGCAGUCGUGGCCCACAAAGAUUGACGUCCCCCAGGACCUUGAAGAUGACCUUACAGCGUCUCCCCUGUCCCACGCCCCUGUCCCUCAGUCCCCAGCACGCACAGCUGAGAACGUCCUCAACGGCCACAGGAACAAAGCCCUCGGGGACGCGGUGGCCAAGAAGGACGAGCUCCCGGAGCUGGCUGGGCCCACGCUGUCUGUGGUUCCCUCCGUGAGCCUCAAGCCCACCACGAGUGGCCGCAAGUGUCUGUUCCGCGUGGAGGAAGACGAGGAAGAGGACGAAGAGGACAAGAAGCCCGCAUCGCUCUCCACCCAGGUGGUCCUGCGUCGGAAGCCGUCUGUCACCAACCGCCUCACGUCCCGCAAGAGUGCACCGGUGCUGAACCAGAUCUUUGAGGAGGGCGAGUCUGACGACGAGUUCGACAUGGACGAGAACCUGCCGCCCAAGCUGAGCAGGCUCAAAAUGAACAUCGCGUCCCCGGGCACGGUGCACAAGCGCUACCACCGCCGGAAGAGCCAGGGCCGCGGCUCGAGCUGCAGCAGCUCGGAGACCAGCGACGACGACUCGGAGAGCCGCCGGCGGCUGGAUAAGGACAGCGGCUUCACCUACUCGUGGCACCGUCGGGACAGCGGCGAAGGGCCGCCGGGCAACCAGGGCGACGGCAGCGGCCAGGGCAGGCCGGCCGACGGCAGCCGCGGCCCGGACAAGGCCAGCCCCAACGGUGGCAGCCAGGGCGGGGGCAGCCCCUCGGGCAGCGCCGGGGGCGGCGGCACCAGCCCUUCAGGCACCACGCGCAGGUGUGCGGGCCCGGGGGAGCUGGUGGAGAGCCUGAAGCUCAUGAGCCUGUGCCUGGGCGCGCAGAUCCGCGGCAGUGCUGGCUGCAUCCUUGACCCCCAGAGCGCCUGGGCCUUCUCCAGCGUGAGAGUCCAGGAGAAAUCCGCCUGGAGAAUGUGCGUGGGCUCAGCCGGCCCGGCCCCCACCGGCCCCCGCGUCAAAUUGUUCUCUGACCGCAUGGUGGGCCCCGCGGAAGGGCUGGACCGGGUAAAGAGCAAGAACUUGAAAAACAGCGUCUUACAACUACCUCUGUGUGAAAAAACCAUCUCAGUUAACAUCCAGCGGGGCCCCAAGGAGGGCCUGCUGUGCGCCUCGAGCCCCGCCAGCUGCUGCCACGUCAUCUGAAGGGGGCUUCUCCCACUCCACGCUGGCUCUGCGACCACUCCCUCUCUGCCUCCUUCCCUCCCCUCCCUCUCUCCUUCCUUCUCUUCCUCUUUCCCCCCUCUCCUUUCCUCCUUCCCUCCUUGCUGUUCAGAGCUGUGAACGACUCCGUCUUCUCUCACUGUACCCCUGUGGUUGUCUCAGUCCUUCAGUUAUUUAUCCCAUUUUUGUUUGUGUGCUCGGUGAGAUGACAAUGCAUGGUCUUUGUGCAUGCUGCUAGCCACAACACUUUUUUUUCUGCUGAAUAGUCUUAUUUCAUGAUGUAAUUUCUACAUUUAUAAUUUUACUAUGGAAGGUCCAGAUUAAAUUAAAAUGUGUAUCUGGAGCCUACAUGUAAAUGGAGCACUUAGAAAUUUCCUGUUCUGCACUUAUAACCAAGAGAGAAAAAUGCUUUUGUUUCUUCGUUAAAAUGUUCCUUCCUGUUCUGACCUUCUGUUAUAUUAGAACUGUGGGCCUACGCUCCUUUGUGUCUGAACUAGAACCAAAGCAAUAAUAUUGGGAUGCUGAGAACUUGGAGGGACGAGAGCUCCAGAGGCCUGGUUCCAGUUGUAGAGGGAGACCCACCCACACCUGUUGUCUUAAGCUCUGGCCUGCAUCCAGGUGGGACUCUGAAGCCUGAAAGAUGACCUUGGCUUCACAGUAGCUGAUAUUGAGUCCCCAGACUGGCAAGGCAGCUCCCUACCCCCACCCCCAGUCGUGUGUUACUAUUAUAGGCAGACAAUCUUAUUUUUUAAUAUGAUGAAGAUAAUCAAUGAAGUCUUAACUACAGGUAGAGAUUGGUCCCCGGCAGAACAGAGAUGCAUAAAUUGUGUGAAUUUGAGCCUCUCCCAGGGUUUCCCUUAAGAUGAUGUAGAUAACAUAUGGUCAGUAGGCCUGUAGAAUGCCAGUUCAGCAAGAAAUGAAAGGUUUAAACAGGGGUACACAUUUAUGUUGGAACAUUAGGACAGAAAUAUAUUUUUUAAAAUCCCUCUUUGGCUCUUUGCAGGAGUUUGAAAAUAGUACUGUCUUCUCUUCCAUUUCUUCUAUUCCUCCGUGUUCUUGAAUUUAGUCCGCCACAAAAACUGGCUGGUUGGGACAUAUAAACCAACGUGGUGUGUGUAUGCACACACACAUGUAUGUAUGUAUGUAUGUAUAUAUAUAUACACACACAUAUACAUGCACACACAUA
Molecule: messenger RNA, 4228 nt
Organism: Phascolarctos cinereus (koala)
Lineage: Eukaryota; Metazoa; Chordata; Mammalia; Diprotodontia; Phascolarctidae
Gene: SNRK
Product: SNF related kinase
Biological process (GO): protein phosphorylation; intracellular signal transduction
Cellular component (GO): cytoplasm
Molecular function (GO): protein serine/threonine kinase activity; ATP binding
Source: RefSeq, a predicted model, not a curated record